AUGUUGCACCUGCAACUCACCGUGGUCUCCUGCCUUUUGGUCCUGGCCACCUGUAAGGUGCACAAACAAACGCCCUCGAACAGUUGGCGGGACAUGCUGUUCGGCAGCAAGUGGCUAACUCCCGCUCCCCGUUGGCGGGAGUCCAAAUUUUUGCCCAUCUUUGCCCUGGUUCCCAUCGGUCCUGGCAGCUGUUCAGCGCCCUCGGGCGAACAGGGAAAUUGCAUUCCCAGCAAGGACUGUGUGCUGAGGAAUGGCAUUCCAGCUGGUCCCUGUGGCGGUGGCUAUGGCGUCUGCUGCAUCUUUCUUCAGACCUGCGGCGGUGUGAUACGCGAGAACUCCACCUACUUUGUGAACCCCAACCAUCCGGAUGUCUACGAUGGCACCGGAAGCUGUCAGGUGACGGUCCAAAAACUCCAUCCGGACAUUUGCCAGCUGCGCCUGGACUUGGAUAUGUUUUCGAUAGCUCCUCCGGAGGCAGCCAAUCACCUGUGCAACCAGGAUCAGCUUCUGAUUUCGGGCGGCAGUCCCACGCCCACCAUUUGUGGCAGUUCGACGGGAGAUCACAUGUACAUUGACGCGGGUCUUGGCCAGAGCAACCCGAUUGUUUUAUCGGUCAUCACCAGCAGCAGUUUCCCGCGUCUGUGGCGCAUCCGCGUCACCCAAAUCCACUGUGGCAGCAUCAGUCGCGCGGAUCAGGGCUGCCUGCAGUACUACACGGCCAUCAGUGGGCGCGUGCGCAGCUUCAACUACAACACGAUUGGGGGGAGGCAGCUGUCCAACCAGGACUACAGCAUCUGCAUCCGGAACGAGCGCAAUUUCUGCGGAAUUCAGUACAACGCCUGUCCAGAUCUGGAGAAUAACCGAUCCAGGGCGUUCACCCUCUCGGGAAAUUCCAACAAUCCGGUGCCCACAAUGGUGGGUGGUGGCGGUUCAAUGCCGCCCAAUCCCAACGGUUGUGUCAGCGAUUGGCUGCUGAUUGGGUGUAUAAGGUCGGCGGAUAGGAUUCCUCCGCUGCCAGGAUGCGAGGAUCGCGUUUGUGGAGGGACCUUCAGCGCAGAGGCUGGCAUGCUGGCCAAAACAGUGCAAUCCAGCGUUCGUCCUUUCCGGCUGUACUUUCACACGGAUGGAGUAGAGGCGCCCAACGAUAUAGACAAUCGGGGCUUUUGCCUCGAUUAUGUUCAGCAGCCAUGCACCAAUGGUUUUUAG
This is a messenger RNA of Drosophila subpulchrella, 1206 nucleotides long. RefSeq lists its product as uncharacterized. NCBI's taxonomy places the organism in Eukaryota, Metazoa, Arthropoda, Insecta, Diptera, Drosophilidae. Bases 1 to 1206 code for a protein of 401 amino acids. The record is from RefSeq and is a predicted model, not a curated record. The transcript is spliced from 5 exons.